Molecule: messenger RNA, 2458 nt
Organism: Toxorhynchites rutilus septentrionalis
Lineage: Eukaryota; Metazoa; Arthropoda; Insecta; Diptera; Culicidae
Gene: fws
Product: conserved oligomeric Golgi complex subunit 5
Exons: 3
Coding region: 94-2388 (764 amino acids)
Biological process (GO): intra-Golgi vesicle-mediated transport
Cellular component (GO): COG complex
Source: RefSeq, a predicted model, not a curated record
UGCACCAUAAUAAAAGCAAACGUCAACAUCGUUCCGUUUUGCGCACGUAAUUUACACAUCGUAUUUUGUUUCAAAUUGAUUGUGAAUUGAAGAAUGGAAGAAACUGCAAAUAUUUGCGAUACCAUAGAAAAUGACGAUUUUUUCCGCAUUUUCCUCAAUGAUGAACAGGAAGCUAAGGCACAUCUGUCAUCGGUGAUGACCGCCACGGAUCAGAUUUCGAAACUUUCCGAGGGUCUGGAGCAGGUCUCGUCCCAGCUGCAGAACCAAGUUCGCAGCCAGUAUGGCGCUCUGCUCUCGCAAGCAAAUCAUGCUGGCCGGCUUAAUGCCGCUAUCGGUUCCAUUUCCGGCCACAUCGAUUCCCUGCAGGUGGGAGCCGAACGGCUGAAGAAACAAAUAAAUGUACCGUACGAGCAGAUGGAAACGCAGACGAAGAUUCUCGGGCGGCUGCAUGAGGCGUCGCAUUUGUUGCGUCAGAGCGGACGGUUUUUGCAGAUUUACAAAUGUCUUGAGCAGACGAACGAUCUUCCAGGGCAAGCGAGUAUCGUGUACGAGUUGGAGUGUCUGAUGCAGGAUGUAGAUUUGAGUGGGCUGAACUUUUUACGAAAUGAGAUCGCGGCAGUGGGGGCCUUGAAGGUGCGGUUGACACAUUUCGCCAGUCGUGAUUUGUUCGAUGACAUCCAAAACGAGAAGUUUGAUGAGACUAGAACGUGUUUGAAUAUAUCGCUGAAUUUGGGAUCGUUGGCGAAAUGUUUGGAUAAUAUUCUUGAAACUUAUCAGCAGUAUUCAAAAGAUUCUAUAAGGCAUUGUUUCUCCGCAUCGGACGUUAGCAAAUUGCGGAAACAAGAACAUCCGGGCAGUUCCGGCAGAGAGAAACAAGAGAGAGGACAACUCAAAGGACCCGGAAAAGCUCCUACCCUGACAAAUUCGACAAACUUUCGAACUAAGUUGUGGCAAGCAGUUGAAUGGUUAUUUUUGGAUGAGUUCCACGGUUUUUGCCUGCAGUUAUCAUUCCUUCAGCGAUGCUUGUUGAGUUUACCUCUGACUGAGGAUUGCCUGGAUUUGGCAAAAACAAUCGAUAAACGGUUUUGGAGCUCAUUGGAGAAGCAAUUGGUUGAUUUUUUCGCCAAUGCUCAGCCUCAUAUUCAACAAGCGCUGAAGCAGGGCCUUCCCAAAUUACUCUCGAUUGCCCGAGCUUUGGAAAGCAAAAUGGAGAACAGAUUUGCCUUUAGCGAAAAUGCCUUUGUAUCGCUAGAGGCUGGUUAUUUGGAAAAAUGCGCAAAUAGUUUGAAGGCAGUCAUAACGGAUGUGGAUUUCCCGAAUCAGGAUACUAUUGACGUGAUUGUACGCGUGGCAUCCGCAGAGCUGAAUGCCGCUAUCGUGGAUGAGAGGCUUACGCGCCAGGUUACGGGUGUGAUAUGCGCUACAAAUAAGGAUUUAUGGAACAGGAUUGAACGCAACGUAAAACUUGGCGCUGAUACGCAGCAGGUUCUGGACAACCCGAACCCUUCUCAAUCCCAGAACAUAACACUGGCAAAUAUAGUGUUUUACCAUCAUGAAGCUAUCAAUCGAUUGAUUCACAAUUUGGGGGCCAAAUUCUCCGGUUCCAAAUCAGCGAGUCAGCUAAGACAAAGUCUACAAGAGGGUCGCACUAUCACUCUAACGGUGAUGCAGCAGCUAAUCGUUUCAAUCCAUUCCGCAGUCAAUAUCAUCUUACUAAGUAUGCAUCGUGAACCGGGUUUGAAUACGGCCAAUAUAUCAACGGCCGGUCCUUCUUUCUAUAUGAAGGAAUUGCAAGACUUCCUCCUGCGUGCAUGGAACGCACACAUCGUACCAUUCGCGGACAAAACGAUCAUCGAAGAGAGCGGCCAAAAUUUGGCCGCUCACUGUAUCGAACUGUUCGUACAAAAUGUGGCCAUAAUUCGUCCAAUUUCCAACACCGGUCGCUUGCGGAUCAAAUCCGACUGUCACCACCUCGAGCUGGCACUCAAACCCAUUGUCGUGGAUUUGGCGGUCCUGGGGAAAAGUUUUCGGCUGCUUCGAGCUGUCUCCUCGCUGCUUGUGUUGUCCGCCGAGGAACUGGUUCGGCAAACUUCGGAGAAAGGUGGUGCCGUGCCACCGUAUAUAGUGCUGUUUAUGUUGUUCGGUUUCGCUGGACCGGAUUUGGCCAGUCCGCACACAACGGCUGGAUGGUCUAACGAGAAGCUGAUCCAAUGGCUGGAGUCGCACACGGCGGAGCGGGAUCGGCUGGAGCUGGUGACUGGUGCCCUGCAGAAGUAUCGGACAGUCGUACGGCAGAAAAAUAUUUCACAGUAUGAUGUGGUUUAUCCGUUGAUAGUGAACUAUCUACAGGAAAAUGUGGAAGGAACUCUCAUUGAGAAAAGCGAUUGAAUAUUUGUAUAUGUUAUAUUUCUGUUUAAAAUGUUUGUAGACUCCCAAUAAAAUUUGUAUAUGUAAGCAA